Molecule: messenger RNA, 1444 nt
Organism: Salmo salar (Atlantic salmon)
Lineage: Eukaryota; Metazoa; Chordata; Actinopteri; Salmoniformes; Salmonidae
Source: RefSeq, a predicted model, not a curated record
GACUCAGGAGUCAGACUGCUCUCUGCUGGACUGGAGGAUCCACACUGCAGACUGGAGAAACUCAAUGUGGAACAUGGUGGAGAGAACACAAUGAAACCUGGGCUUAGAAAAUAUGUCUGUGAUCUCACACUGGACCCAAACACAGUAAACAGACUCCUCUCUCUGUCUGAGGAGAACAAAAAGGUGACAUGGGGGAGAGAGGUGCAGCCGUAUCCUGAUCACCAAGAGAGAUUUAAGGACUGGGACCAGGUGCUGUGUAGAGAGGGUCUGACUGGGCGCUGUUACUGGGAGGUAGAGUGGAGUGGGAGAAGGGCUGUUAUAGGAGUGACAUAUAAAGGAAUCAGCAGGAGAGGAAGGGGUAAGGACUGUGUUAUUGGAUACAAUGACAAGUCCUGGAGUCUGUUCUGCUCUGACGACAGUUACACUGCCUGGCACAAUAAUAAUUCCACUACCAUAGACGUCCCCUCCUCCAGCUCCCACAGAGUAGGAGUGUAUCUGGACUGGCCAGUCGGCACUCUGUCCUUCUACAGAGUCUCCAAUGACAAGCUGACCCACCUGAUCACUUUCACCUCCACAUUCACUGAGCCCCUCUAUCCAGGGUUUAAUGUUUGUUUUGAUGACUCCUCAGUGUCUCUGUGUCAGGUGGUCCCUGUGUCAAACACAACAUGAUGUUUCACUCUAAUCAGGGUCAUGUUCAGUAAGACACACUGGAGCAACAAUGUAGAAUAUCUCUCUAGUCAUGUUCAGUAAGACACACUGGAGCAGCAAUGUAGAAUAUCUCUCUAGUCAUGUUCAGUAAGACACACUGGAGCAACAAUGUAGAAUAUCUCUCUAGUCAUGUUCAGUAAGACACACUGGAGCAACAAUGUAGAAUAUCUCUCUAGUCAUGUUCAGUAAGACACACUGGAGCAACAAUGUAGAUUAUCUCUCUAGUCAUGUUCAGUAAGACACACUGGAGCAACAAUGUAGAAUAUCUCUCUAGUCAUGUUCAGUAAGACACACUGGAGCAACAAUGUAGAUAUCUCUCUAGUCAUGUUCAGUAAGACACACUGGAGCAACAAUGUAGAAUAUCUCUCUAGUCAUGUUCAGUAAGACACACUGGAGCAACAAUGUAGAAUAUCUCUCUAGUCAUGUUCAGUAAGACACACUGGAGCAACAAUGUAGAAUAUCUCUCUAGUCAUGUUUAGUAAGACACACUGGAGCAACAAUGUAGAUUAUCUCUCUAGUGUGUAAACCCCUCUAUCCAGGGUGUUUGGUAAUAAUAUCUCUGUAGUGUUUAAACCCCUCUAUCCAGUGUGUUUGGUAUGAAUAUCUCUCUAGUGUGUAAACCCCUCUAUCCAGGGUGUUAUGUUUGGUAUGACUCCUCUUCAGUGUCCCUGUGUCAGGUGGUCCCUGUGUCAGGUGGUCAGGUGGUCCCUGUGUCAGGUGGUCCCUGUGUCAGGUG